Messenger RNA from Saxophila tyrrhenica, 3222 nucleotides. RefSeq lists its product as uncharacterized. Bases 1 to 3222 code for a protein of 1073 amino acids. The transcript is spliced from 2 exons. Gene Ontology annotation, molecular function: phosphopantetheine binding. The record is from RefSeq and is a predicted model, not a curated record. NCBI's taxonomy places the organism in Eukaryota, Fungi, Ascomycota, Dothideomycetes, Mycosphaerellales, Extremaceae.
AUGACGGCAACAGAAACAGAGCGAGAGGCCGCUGCGCCCUCGCAACCAACUGUGUUCAACGACUUCUCACGGCACCCACCGAUCGAGAAAUUCGUUACUAUUGAUGGCAUGCUCAAGAGCCAUGCAGCGGAGACAGAGCAGAGGCCGCUGAUAUGCUAUCCGCACAAGGGUGUCGAUGAUUUUGAGGAGUACACGGCGAGGGAGAUUGAUGGGUUUGUGGAUGCUGCGUGUCGGUUUUAUGUUGAGAAUGGGCUUGAGGCUGCUGACCCAUCCCUCGAGAAGGCGCCUGUUGUAGCUUUUCUGGCGCCUUCAAACUUCGAAAUCAUCCUCACAAUCUUCGCUCUCAACCGUCUAGGCUAUGCCGUCUUCUUCCUCUCAACCCGUCUCGGACCCCCGGCCUACGCUCGUCUGCUGGAACUCGCAGAUUGCCAUACCAUCAUCACGCCGGACUCUUUCAGUUCGACCUUCAGCGCCAUCUCUCAGCACCGACCAGGAUGCCGACACAUUCCUAUCGUCCAACGGCAAGACUACCGUGACCGCCCUACCGUCGAACCAUUCCACCGCUCCAACGUCGACAUCGCCAAAGAAGGCAAGAAAAUAGCCUUCAUCCUUCACUCAUCCGGCUCCACCGGCUUCCCCAAGGAGAUCAUGCUAACGAACCUCCAAUGCCUCGCCAACUUCCGCAAAAGCUUUGCUCUACGCGGCUUCUGCACAUCCCCACUCUUCCACUCUCACGGCCUCAUGGAGCUGUUCAGAGCCUUCUACACACAAGCGACGUUUUACCUUGGCAACUACGCUUUCCCUAUCACGAGCCAGAAUCUCAUGGCCGCGUUAUCCGUAGCGAAGCCGGAGUUGGUGGCCGCAGUGCCAUACGUGUACAAACUCCUCGCCGAAAAACCGGAUGGCGUGCGCAUGCUCGCGAAGACGAAGAUCUGUUUGUACGGCGGGAGCAGCUGUCCGGACGAACUAGGCGAUCGACUGAUAGCGGAGGGAGUGAAUUUGGUCGCCAACUACGGCGCCACGGAGACAGGCCAGAUCAUGACGUCCUUCCGGCCGAAGGGGGAUACGGAGUGGCAGUACAUGCGCCUGCACCAGCCGGUAGCGAAGCAUACGCUUAUGGAUGAGAUCGCGCCGGGAGUGUUCGAGUGCGUGGCACUGGAUGGUUUGCCGUCGAAGGGGCCGAGUAAUGCGAAGCCGCCUUUUAGCGAGAAGAAUCCUGAGAAUAGUUUUAGGACGGCGGAUCUGUUUACGAGACAUCCUGAUCCUGGGAAGGGAAAUUUUUACAAGUAUUUGAGUCGGCUGGAUGAUAGAAUUGGACUGGUGAAUGGGGAGAAAGUGCUACCGAUUCCGAUGGAGUUGAGGAUUAAGCAGGAGAGUUUGGUGCGGGAGGCAGCGGUAUUUGGGUUCGAGCGGACUGUGCCGGGGGUUUUGAUAUUCAGGUCGGGCGAGCAUGGGCUGGAGAUGAGCGAUGUGGAGUUUUUGGACGCUGUGUGGCCGGCUGUGGAGGCGGCGAAUGCGGCUGCGGAGACUUUCUCAAGGAUACCGAAGGAGUUAGUGGUGGUUAAGGGGGCGGAUGUGGUGUAUCCGAGGACUGACAAGAACACCUUCAUCCGCGCUCAAGUGUAUCAGCAGUUUGCGGACGACAUUGGGGAGGCUUAUAAGAAGUUCGAGGCCGGUAGUGAGAAAGGCGGUGGUCUCAGGUUGGAUGUACCGGAGCUUGAGGAGUGGUUGCUUCGCAAAUUCCGGGAGGACCUUCGGAUUCCGCUUCAAAGUGUUGAUACGGACAUCUUCUCUGCUGGUGUUGAUAGCUUGCUGACGACACGGAUCUGGCGGGCCAUCAAGAAGGAGCUCGAUCUCGGGCCUGAAGGACGAACUUUGAGCCAAAACAUUGUGUUCGAGAAGGGAACGAUCCGGGCACUGGCUGCUCAUCUCCACCAGCUGCGGACUGGCGAAGGCGAAGCGGAAGAUGAAGACGAGCUGAGCGUUAUGCAAGAGUUGAUCGAGAAGUACUCGACCUUCACGCACCACUCCCCGACAAACACACCGCCUCUUCAAGGCGACGUAGUCAUCGUCACAGGCGCGACAGGCAAUCUCGGCGCCUUCAUCGUUGCCUCCCUCCUUGCCCGCCCCUCGGUCUCCGAAGUUUGGGCCCUCGUCCGCGCACCCGGCCAAGCAAGCGCAGGCGCCCGUGUCAUGGCCUCUCUCGCCAGUCGCCAAAUCACACUCUCUCCCGCUCAGCUCUCCAAGCUGAAAGCCCUGCCCAGCGACCUCAGCCAACCAGACCUAGGUCUCGACCCUCAAGACCUUGAUCACUUGCUCUCGACAGCAACCUGCAUCAUCCACAGCGCUUGGGCGGUGAACUUCAACCUCGGCGUUCGCUCUUUCGAACAACACCAUAUUCGCGGCACGUACAAUCUGCUCAACUUCUGCUUACGCUCGAGACUGGCAGAGCCGGCGAGGUUCUUCUUCUGCAGUAGUGUCAGCACGGCCUCAAACACGCCUAAACCUGCCGUCGUGCCCGAAACAGCGAUUGGCGAUCUUAGCCAUGCUCAAGCGACGGGCUAUGGGCGGAGCAAAUUGGUCACAGAGCAUAUCGUCCGCAGCGCUAUGCGCAGCGCCGGAAUGCACGCACGGGUGUUGAGGAUCGGACAAUUAAGCGGCGAUACCGCGAAUGCGAUUUGGAACGAGACAGAGGCCGUGGCGCUGAUGGUGCGAAGUGCGUCGACCGUCGGUGCCUUGCCGGCUUUGGAGGAGAGAGUGAGUUGGUUGCCUGUGGAUAGCUGUGCGAGGGCCGUGAUGGAGCUCGCAUUGGCUGAACAGAGCUCGGGGAGAGGAGAGGAGGAUGCGGAGUUGGUGUAUCAUCUGGUGAACCCGGCGACUUUCGAUUGGAGGAAGGACUUCUUGCCUGUGCUGCAGCAGAAGACGAAGUUGCCCGCCUUUGAUGUCGUGAGUCCGUUGGAGUGGUUGAAGAGGCUGGAGGGGAGUGAGCAGGAUCCGGAGAGGAACCCUAGUAUCAAGCUUGUGGACUUUUGGCGGAAGAAGUACAGCUCCAGCCAAGCAUCAGCAAGUGCUGAGGAGCAGCCGAAAGGGUUGACCUUUGACACCACGCGAACAGUCACAGACUGCCCGGCGCUGGGCACAGAGCGGGAUCCAGUCACUGCUGGGUUGGUAGAGAGAUAUGUCGAUGUUUGGAUGAAGUCGUGGGCUCCCGGAAGGGAAUGA